AUGAGGAAAGUCGUCAUCGCUUCCUUUUUUGUGCUGCUUACAACCUUUGCUUCUGCGUUCAAUGUUACCGAUAUUCCGCAAGAGUACAGAGAUCUAAUCCCGAAAGAAGUCCUCGAUUUCAUAGCUAGCCUUACGGAGUCGGACAAAUCAGCACUGAAGGAAAUUUACGAGAAAUUUGCCACCUAUAAGAGCGAAAAUGAGGUAACGGAAGCACUCAACAAAAAAUCACCGGGUCUUGCCGAGAAACUCCAGAAGUUCCAAGAUUCGAUCAGGGUUAAGUUGGACGCACUCGGAGCUGAAGCGAAAACUUUCGCUAAAGAGAUAUUCGCAAAUGCUCGAGAUAUUCGAGAAGAGUAUUUUGCUGGCAGCAGACCUAGCCGUGAACAACUGAUGGAGAGAACCCUGAACACAAUCAAUAAGUACCAAGCUAUGUCCGAUGCUGGAAAAGCAGAUUUUCAAAGACAAUUCCCGAUAUUCGCUAAAGUCUUUUCAAACGAGAAAUUAGCAAAAUUUCUCGAGAAUGAGAAACUCGGCAAAGGCGUGGGUGCAAAGUCGUUGAUGAACCAUGAAGUAUCGUAG
Necator americanus (New World hookworm) is the source of this 579-nucleotide messenger RNA. RefSeq lists its product as uncharacterized. Gene Ontology annotation, molecular function: lipid binding. The coding region runs from base 1 to 579 and encodes 192 amino acids. The record is from RefSeq and is a predicted model, not a curated record. Lineage: Eukaryota; Metazoa; Nematoda; Chromadorea; Rhabditida; Ancylostomatidae. The transcript is spliced from 5 exons.